UCACGGGGGCGGGGCGCGGCCAGGGCCGGAACAUGGCGGCGCCCUCGGCCCCGCGGCCGCCCCGGCCCCGCAAGGAGCCGCAGCCGCUCGUCAUCCCCCGGAGCGCGGCCGAGGAGCAGCGCCUCCGCCUCGAGCGCCUCAUGAGGAACCCGGAAAAGACUGUACCAAUUCCUGAAAAACUGAAUGAAUGGGCACCACGGCCUCCCCCGGAGUUCGUUAGAGAUGUCAUGGGUUCCAGUGCUGGAGCUGGCAGUGGGGAGUUCCACGUGUACCGACAUCUGCGUCGGCGAGAGUACCAGAGGCAAGAUUUCAUGGAUGCCAUGGCUGAGAAGCAAAGACUAGAUGAGGAAUUCCAGAAGAAACUGGAGAGGAAUAAGAUGAUUGCAGAAGAGCAAACAGCAAAACGCAGAAGGAAGCGGCAGAAGUUAAAAGAGAAGAAACUGCAAGCUAAGAAAAGUAAACUUGAACAAAAGAAGCAGGAAAAAGAACCUGGGCAAUCCCAAGAGCAAGGCAGCAGCGAGGAUGAUGAAGAGGAUAGCAAGGAGGAGGAAGAGAAGGAAGAUGAUGCUGAAGAGCCAAGUUUUGUGAUGGGAAGAGGAUGAGGCCUUCCAGGGACAGCUGGAAGCGCUGUUCAUUGCUUUAUAUUCAGGAGCAUGAAAGUCCUUCAUCUCAGCCAAGCAGAACCCAUUGGCGUACGUUACAUCUGCUUAACGGGGCAUGGCCUUCAAGUCACAGGCCCGAGAGAAAAUGAUAGAGAAAUGCCAAAUAAGAGAUUUUUUUCUUAAUUGCUUGUAUAACUGCUGUGCAGUCUGCUCUAAGUUUGCUCUAAAGAGUCAGCCAUAAGUCUCUAUGACCCUGGAGUUCUUUCUAAAAUGGCCCAGAGUGUUUUUCUGUCUGAAAGCUAAAACAUAACUAUUACCAUUUAAGGGAAAUAUUACUGUGAAGGCUACGUAUUCUACUUAUCUUGAAGCUGGUAGCAGUGGGAUACAUGAAUCUAGGGGAAGAGUUUAACCUGAAGUAGAAAAGUGGUCUGUAGCCAGACUCUCCUGCACUGUGAGUGUUCUGCAUUUGGGGUUUUGUAUGGGGUCAUCUCUAACCCAAAGAAAUCAGUUUAUGUUGCUAGACAAGUUCUAUAGAUUUUUAAUCAGGAUCCCUUUUUUAAUGCUAAAACUUUCCCUAUUGCUUUUCUUCCAUGUUUUCUAAAUUAAUAAAAGGGAUGUGUUGGA
Oenanthe melanoleuca is the source of this 1226-nucleotide messenger RNA. RefSeq names its product PRKR interacting protein 1 (gene PRKRIP1). Lineage: Eukaryota; Metazoa; Chordata; Aves; Passeriformes; Muscicapidae. Gene Ontology annotation, biological process: negative regulation of protein kinase activity. Gene Ontology annotation, cellular component: nucleolus. Gene Ontology annotation, molecular function: protein kinase inhibitor activity; protein kinase binding; double-stranded RNA binding. The record is from RefSeq and is a predicted model, not a curated record. The transcript has 6 exons. The coding region runs from base 33 to 602 and encodes 189 amino acids.